GCGUCAUCACAAGUAUGGCCAGCGUGUCUUCACUUCCAGUGAUCAAAGGAUCCUCACCAUCUCGCUCUAGUGCGCAAGUGGUGGCUGAACAAGUGGCAUCGCUUUUGCGACAAGUGGAGUAUUGGCAUCAGAUGUACUUGGACUCAGAAGCCUCCUCUGCGAAACAGAGAUCUGAUGAAGUUCAACUCCUGCAGAAGCAGCUGUCCGGUGCGCUGGAUCGAGAGCGAUUCUUGGCUUCGAAGAAUUUGGAACUUCGCUCUGCCUCGCAAGCCAAGCAAGCGGAGGAAGAGGAAGAAGCCCGGCAAAAGGUGGCACUUUGUGAAGAACUCAGCAGUGUACACGUGAUGUUGCAGCGUAAGGAGGAGGAGCUGCAAGAAAGUCGGAGGCAGUCAAUUACUCGAGGAGAGCAGGUGGAGAAGUUGAGAGACGAUCUUCAAAAGCAGUUCUUUGAUGCGGAGCAGCACAAGGCAAUGGAGUCAGAAGUAACGGACCUUCAAAGGAAGCUGGAGGCAUCUUUGAAGAAGAUCAGUGCAAAAGAGCACCUGUGUGACACGAUGGACCAAGAGCUGAGCAUCUUGCGAAGUCAGCUUCCAGCCAAGGAGGCUGAGCUGGCCCAGUUGAACAAAGACUUUCAAAAGAAAACCGCGGAGGCCGAACGGGCCGAAGAGCAGCAGAAGUCCCUUCGGCGGGAAGUGUCGGAUUUGCAAGUGAGGCUCGAUGCGUCUCUGCAGAAGAUGUCGGCGAAGGAGCAAGAGCUGCAGUGGCUGCAAGCACAGUUGAGGGAGAAAGAAGAUCAGCUGGAAGAGCUGCAAAAGUGCCAAAGCUCCACAAGUGCAGAGCUGGCUGAGCUGCGUGACAAAACGGAGGUCGCUUUGGAAGCGAAAGAGUUGGAAGUCGCGAAGCUCAAGGGUGAACUUGCCAAAGAACAGGAAGUUUGCCGUGCAGCUGUGUCCGACAACUGCGAGUUAAGGCAACUUUGUUGUGACAAGUUGAGUGCCCUUGGGGAGCAAGAAGCCAGGCAUCAGAGGUUUGUGAAAUUCCUGGAAGCUGAGAAGGAGAUGUGGCUGAACAGGAGCGACCACUUCGAGAAGGUGAACUCUCGUUUGCGAUUGGAUUUGCAGAAAAACCUAGAUGCGGCUGACGCAGAAAUGACUUUGACACCGACGCCGCCACCACGACGCCCAUCCACCGCCGGAUCCUAUCGCGACAGGGUUGGUCGGACCCUCCUUCAACACCGAGCAGAGGGCAAGAAGAGCUCUGAUGCUCAACAACCGGAGGAUUGA
Molecule: messenger RNA, 1283 nt
Organism: Symbiodinium necroappetens
Lineage: Eukaryota; Dinophyceae; Suessiales; Symbiodiniaceae
Source: the annotation of a GenBank genome assembly